AUGCCCCUCACAAGCGGGUCGUUCGCGACCUUCCUGAUUGUCUGCCCGACAUGCUUCUUCCUCGGAAUCAUCUUCUCCCUCUUCCCUUACGACUACCCAAUUCUGUGGUCCACAACACCUACCCCGGCCUCCCACUAUGAUUACCUCGAAGCGCACCUCCAAUUCCUCCACGCCAGCCCUCCUCUCAUCCCCCGCAUUCUCCACAUUGUCAUCUUCCUCGGUCUGGCCGGCUUGAUCUCCAAGCUCUACAAGCCCUCCGAAUCAAACAUGCUCUUCGACGGCGCCUCCCUCGUUCUCUACAUGUGCGGCGUGACAGUCUACAUUGCCAACAUCGUUAAGGGUCUGCGUCUCGCAUCUGCCGGAAAAUACGGUGACGCGCUCGCUACCUCCGUCGAAGAGCAAGAUCAGAUUCUCGGUCGUGAGGACUCGCUUAAGGUGCUGAGUGCUAGCAAUACUAUCCUGGCUCUUGUGCUGGUUGGUAUCCUUGUGCUUCAGGCUGGACAGUGGUAUGCCGAGCUCAAGGAUCAGCAGGAGUAUGAGUCGGUUGGUAAGGGCAAGAAGACUGAUAGCGAGGGUGAGGAAGAGGAGGCCGUUUCGUCUGCGGUUGAGACAAAGUCUGGGAAGAAGAAGAAUAAGGGAAACUAG
Penicillium pulvis is the source of this 645-nucleotide messenger RNA. Its product is annotated as putative secretory component protein shr3. Gene Ontology annotation, biological process: endoplasmic reticulum to Golgi vesicle-mediated transport. The record is from RefSeq and is a predicted model, not a curated record. The transcript has 2 exons. Gene Ontology annotation, cellular component: endoplasmic reticulum membrane. Lineage: Eukaryota; Fungi; Ascomycota; Eurotiomycetes; Eurotiales; Aspergillaceae. The coding region runs from base 1 to 645 and encodes 214 amino acids.